Molecule: messenger RNA, 3801 nt
Organism: Nicotiana attenuata
Lineage: Eukaryota; Viridiplantae; Streptophyta; Magnoliopsida; Solanales; Solanaceae
Product: pentatricopeptide repeat-containing protein At1g18485-like
Exons: 1
Coding region: 3-2756 (917 amino acids)
Biological process (GO): RNA modification
Molecular function (GO): RNA binding; protein binding
Source: RefSeq, a predicted model, not a curated record
AUAUGUUUACUACUCCUGCUACAAAAUUAAAUUCGAAUAGGAUAAGGAAUGCGAAGACAGAGCCUUGCCAUGCGCGUUUGAUGUUCCCACUGGCGAGCUUCCCCAUGGCUCUGGCGCCGCCACCGCCGCCGCCGAUCUCAUGCUGUCACCACCAACGCCAUCGAAAGCCCCAUUUUCAGACCGUCAUUUUCCGUCCAAGAACCAACAAAGGCACGUUUGCAACUACCUCUCUUCCAAAAUCGGCAGGCUCGCUUUGCACUCCUACACCUGAUGAAGGUUCUAUAACUAUAACACCCCAUUUAGAGAAUCAGAUUAAGAAUCCAUUAAUACUGUCCGAAAAGAUUGCGCAACUGUCCGAAUCCAAAACCUUGUCGGAAGUUUUACCUACAUUUCAAGAUUACCUAAACAGUGGCUUUUACCACUCGUCUGAAAAAGCCGAGGCCUUAGGCGUACUCUUACAGGCCUGUGGUAAACAAAAGGAUAUUGAAACAGGCCGUAAAGUCCAUGAGAUGGUUUGCUCAUUGACUCAGUUCAAAGAUGAUUCUGUACUCCGUACGCGGCUCAUCACAAUGUACUCAAUGUGUGGGUAUCCUUCUGAUUCUCGCUCUGUUUUCGAUCAGUUAGAAAGCAAAAACCUGUACCAAUGGAAUGCUCUUAUUAGUGGAUACACAAAGAAUGAGCUUUGGUUUGAUGUUAUUUGUUUAUUUAUUGAGCUAAUGACUUCAUCCCAGGAUAGGCCCGAUAAUUUUACGUUUCCUUGUGCUAUUAAGGCUUGUGGAGGGCUUGUUGAUGUUGGUUUAGGGGAAGCCAUUCAUGGGAUGGCAUCAAAAAUGGGUUUAGUUAGGGAUGUAUUUGUAAACAAUGCGUUAAUUGCUAUGUAUGGCAAAUUUGGUCUUAUUGAAGAAGCUAUGAAAGUGUUUGAUCAUAUGCCUGAGAGGAACUUGGUUUCGUGGAAUUCAAUGAUUUCUGGGUUCUCUUCAAAUGGGUAUAUUGAACAAAGUUUUGGUCUUUUCAGAAAUAUAUUUACAGGAGAUGAAGUUCUUGUUCCAGACGCAACUACCAUGGUUAUUAUGCUGCCAAUAUGUGCAGCAAAAGAGGAAGUGGAUUUGGGAAAGAUUAUUCAUGGUCUAACUGAAAAGCUAGGACUGGCGAACGAGUUAACAGUGAUUAAUUCUUUAGUGGAUAUGUAUUGCAAAGUUGGGCUCUUUGCUGAUGCCCAAAUUCUGUUUGAGAAAAAUGAGAGCAAAAAUGUGGUCUCUUGGAAUUCAAUUAUCGGGGGUUAUUCAGGAGAAGGAGAUGUUAGAGGAACAUUUCAUCUUAUGAGAAGGAUGCAAAGUGCCAGUGAAUAUGUGAAGGCAAAUGAGGUCACUCUGUUGAAUAUUUUGCCUGUGUGCGUAACAGAAUCAGAGCAGUUGAUAGUGAAAGAACUGCAUGGCUACUCGCUUAGAAAUGGUCUUAAAUACCAUGAGUUGUUAACAAAUGCUUUUAUAGCCGCCUAUGCAAAGUGUGGAUUGCUCAGAUAUGCUGAGCUUGUAUUCUGUGGAGUGGCAAAUAAGACAGUAAGCUCUUGGAAUGCACUAAUAAGUGGCAAUGCUCAGAGCGAGGAUCCAUCCAAGGCUUUGACUCUGUCCUCUGAAAUGAUGGGUUCUGGUUUGCUUCCUGACUGGUUCACUAUUGGUAGCCUUCUUUUUGCUUGUUCCCGCUUAAAACAGCUACUAUGUGGUACACAAAUUCAUGGUUUUGUGCUUAGAAAUGGUCUAGAAACAGAUACGUCUACAGGGGUUUCCCUAGUUUCAUUUUACAUGAAUUGUGGAAAACUUGAACUUGCACAACUGCUAUUUGACAGAAUAGAAGAUAAAAAUAUUGUAUCCUGGAAUGUGAUGAUAGCUGGUUACUUGCAGAAUGCACUACCAGAUAAAGCCUUAUUUUUGUUUCGCGAUAUGGUAUCUCUUAGAUUCCAAGCUGAAGAAAUUUCUGUUACAAGUGUCUUGGGGGCUUGUUCAACAUUGUCUGCUGUCAAGCUGGGGAAAGAAGUUCAUUGCUUUGCACUAAAAACUCACCUAAUAGAGGAUACUUUUGUCCAUUGCUCAAUCAUAGACAUGUAUGCAAAAUCUGGAUUCAUAGGAAUGUCCAAGUAUGUUUUUGACCAUAUUCCGCUCAAAGAUAUAGCAUCAUGGACAGCUAUGGUUACAGGAUAUGCAGUUCAUGGACUUGGAAUGGAGGCCAUCAAGCUAUUUCAGGAAAUGCAAAAAUUGGACUUCACGCCUACGAGCUUGACAUAUGUCUCUAUUUUAAUGGCAUGUAACCAUGCCGGGCUCAUUGAAGAAGGUCAACAGUAUUUUAGAGAGAUGCAGAUCUUGCAUGGUUUAAAACCUGAAUUGGAACAUUAUGCAUGUGUAAUUGACAUGCUGGGUCGUGCUGGACAGUUCGAUGAUGCCUUAAAUCUUAUGGCCGAGAUGCCUAUGCAGCCAGAUACUCAAAUUUGGAGCUCGUUGCUCAGUUCAUCUAUGAUUCAUGCCCACUUAAAUCUUGGGAAGAAAUGUGCUGAGAAGUUACUGGAAUUAGAGCCAAAAAGAGCAGAAAUUUAUGUUUUAGUAUCCAAUUUUUUUGCUAGAUAUGGGGACUGGGAUUCUGUUAGACAAUUGAGGCAAAAGAUGAAGGAGUUAGGCUUGCAAAAAGAAAUUGGUUGCAGUCAGAUUGAAAUAGGAGGAAAAAGCUAUAACUUCGCCUUUGGCAGUAUGCUUUCCAAACCGUAAGAGCUAUAGUGAGGGUAAAUGUGACCAAGGGAAAGAAUUGAGCUGGUUAGUACCUAAGAUGAUUUGGUGCUUCAGCAUUUGAACAGAGAGGGUAAAGGAUAAAUUGAGGUAGGUUAGCAAGAGAUCUUUAGGAUUCUAUUUCCUAGUACCAUGACCAAAAUCAACUGCUGCCUCCAUCAUCCAGCACAAAAGAAGGAAGCACAAGUUAGAUGCACACUGUUGCAUGAUAGAAUGACCUUUCCCUCUUAUGGAAGUUGUUAUCUCGCUCGGCAUAUUCCCUGGAGUUUCUCCACUGGCAGAUGAAUUGGGAUUACAAAACACGAUUAAUCACUUGACUAACGUUCUUCUUGUUGAUGACUCAAGGUUUUCCUCAAGGAAAGCAGUUCACUAAUUACCGCAAUUUGCUUUAAGUUAGUGCCCAAAAUCAUUGUUAGGGAGAUAAUCACAAGGAUUGGAGUAGAGGCACUCUCACAAUUUUUAAAGAUGGUUCUCCUGAUGAAUGAUACAAGGAUGGAGUCAAUUUGACCUGCUUUUGAUUAGCCUCCCAAAUUGUUCAGAUGUACAUAUAGGCAUAAUCAUAUUCCUUAUUCUGUAGUUUGGCUUCUGUUUUAAUAGCAAACUGUGUUUGCUAUCAAGAACGACUCACUCCAUGAAGAUGUUUUACUUUUCAAAAUUUGAGGAGCCGUGCAGAAGAUGUUUUGAAACUUAAGUUCAGCAUGGAAUUUCAGUUCUUAUAAAUGAUGAGCGACAUGAGGCUGGAAGUCCAAGGGUCAAUUCUGUGGUAGUCUAAGAAAAUUUCCGCCUGACCUUGUACAUUUCUGUCGUAGAGAGACGAAUCAGUCAUUGAUUUUAGGUGCUUGGUUAUCGCAUGCUGGAAUCCCCUUGGUGCUUCACAGCAUUGUAUGUUGUUAUAUGUAAAACUUCGUUUUGUUGAGUGUAAAGAGAAGUUCUAAGAGUGGAAUUAAAUAUGGAGGGAUAACGUUUGUUUGGGAAUACAAAGGAUGUAAGAUGUAUGGUAAAGGAGUUGGAUACUUCUUCAUGCCGA